This is a messenger RNA of Lymnaea stagnalis (great pond snail), 5578 nucleotides long. The record is from the annotation of a GenBank genome assembly. NCBI's taxonomy places the organism in Eukaryota, Metazoa, Mollusca, Gastropoda, Lymnaeidae.
UACUGUAUGCAGAUCUUGGAUAAUGAAAUAGAUCAAUGCUGUACCUCCUUACUGCAAGAUCUGGUCAGGUUUCAAGACAUGAUGUACCACAAAGAUCCUGUCAAGGUAAGACUAGUAUCUCUUCUCUCUUUAUCACCCUCUGUAGUGCUCAUUAAAAAUGUAUUUAUUAGCCAGUGCAAGAAAAAUUAAAUAUCAUUGAUAUGGAACUAGAACCCAUAAAAAAGUAUUUUUCCUUAUAUUUAAAAAAAAAAAACUGUAAGGUAGAAGGAUUUGGAAGAAUAAUUAUUUGUGAAUGUCUCAACAUGUGCCAGAUUUUUGGAACCAAUCCUCUUAACGAGUAGUACUUGAUUUUAAUUUAAAAUUGGACUUUUAUUGCUAUUUAAGUAAUAGUUUCUUUUUGUAUGAUCAUAAUUAUUACAAUAAAAAGAGCAAGCAAGCUUGUUCUUAAUUCAGAUAUCAAAGACAAUUAUUUUUAAUGCACAUACUUGAAGAUGACUGAACUGAUUCAUUGUGUCAGCGCAGUGUGUGUUGUGUGUGUACGCUGUUACACCAAGUUAACUUUUUUUAAAAUGUUAAUAUUCGUUCUGACACCAUGUUAAUUUUUUUUUUAAUGUAAAUAUUUGCUUUUACACCAAGUUAACUUUUUAAAAUAUUAAUUUUCAGGCCAAAACUAAAAGGAGGAUCGUGCUUGGUCUAAGGGAGGUAACCAAACACCUGAAGCUCAAGAAGAUCAAAUGUGUUGUGAUUUCACCAAAUCUGGAGAAAAUUCAGUCCAAAGGUAAAUGUCAUGAGUUUGUGCCAUUUAUUUUAGUCUCAUAUGGUUCAAUGUCAUAUGUUUCAGCUUCAUGAGUUUAUGUGUUGUGUGUUUCAGUUCAAUGCUAUGUGUAGAUGUAAUGAUUGUUUACUUUAGGUGGUUAGAAAAAAGUUGGAAAAAGAGUAUUUGGGGUGGGGGUGGGGGUCGGUCCCCACACAGUAAAUUAAUCACUUGAACCAGCAUUGUAAAUGAAUCUGCUUCAUAGUCCACGGAGUAAGAUACGAAAUAAACAAAUAGAAAAAAAAACUUCACACCUUUUAUUAAUCUUCUUUCUUCAUAUCAUUGAAGGAAAUAGUAGGACAAGGUAUGUGGAAGCUUGACUCAAAAGUAAGAGAGAAAUAAGAGAGAAACGCUUGACUCAAAAGUAAGGACAAUAAGAGAGAAACGCUUCGUCAGUUAAAAACUGAAGUGUCCACCAUAGCUUAUUUUUUAACUGGUUUCUAUUUCUUGUCGUAUUUUCAUUUGUCCUGUCUGCUGAGGAAGACUCUAGCCGAAACCUUUGUCUCUUAUUGUCCUGUCUUUCGAUUCAAGCUUCCACAAACCUUGUUAUAGUUAUACUAUUUGCUUCACACAGCUUGCACUUGCAUGCAGUUCUUCAUUUAUUAUCCUUCAUAUCAUUGGUUGUUAAUGUUAUUCAAAUUUUUAAAUGUUCAAGUUCAAACAAUACGAAAUGAGAUGAAAAGGGUGCGAGAUAAAAAAAAAUUACAUUUUUUUGUGAUAUUCUCCCAUUAACUCAUUGGGAAUUUUGAUUUAAUGCUCUGUUGUUUCGGUCAACGGCUCUCUAACCCAGCACUUUGUUUUGUCUGCUUUAUAACCCAGUUAUCACAACUAAUAAUUUUCUCAGUAUGAAUGCAUGUAUGCUGGGUGUACUGGUAAGCUCAAUAGCACUAAUAGCAGCAAAAUAUGUGGUUAGAUGCAUAACGUUUUCUUUUGUCUCACAAUUAGUCUCAAUUUAAAUUUGGUUUAAUAAAUCUCUGGUGUAAAAGGGAUGGGACACCAGAAUAUUAAAAUAGUUCAGGGGCGUGGAAAAAGUUUGGGGCUGUGGGGAGGUAGCACUAAUUGGAAUUCUUGUAAGGUGUGUUAGUUAAAUGCAUGUUUUGUCACGUAAUUUUAGUAGAUGGCAAGUUUAGUGGAAAGUUUAGUCAUUGCCGCCUUCCCUUUGGCAGGCUGGAACUGUAACUAGUUUCUUACAAUCAUUAAAAUGUUUUUCUAGUGUCCUAUUUUUGCUGUUUAUUUAUAGGUGGUCUAGAUGAGGCCCUCAACAACAUCUUGAAUAUGUGUCAAGAGCAGACGGUGCCCUUUGUGUUUGCCCUGGGACGACGUGCCCUGGGUCGUGCCUGCGCCAAGCUGGUUCCCGUCAGCGUCGUUGGGAUAUUUAACUACGAGGGAUGUGAGGUCAGUGUCGAAGUUGGCUCGUUCAAUCCGUUUAAACUACUUUAUAUUUAUUGCCCCACAAAUUUUCAUUAACGCUUUUGGUGUUAAUUAAUAUUAUUGUAAGUGGUAUCAGAAGUUUUUGUUAUUUUUUUAAAGGAUGAUAACUUUAACAAAUUAUAUUUACUCCUAAACUUCCUAUUUACAGAAUACUAAAAUAAAAAUUUCAUGUGUUUAUUUAAAAAAAAUAUAAUUUUAAAUAGACCUUACAUUUUUAUUUUUCCACUUGGUGUUAAUUAUUAAUACUAACUUAUAGGACUCAGAUGUUGGUCCUGCAAAACAAAAACCUAAUUUAUUUGAAUCAUUUCUUUGUGAAUGUUAUUUUGAAGAUAGUUUUUUGGCAUUACUCAUGGUAGUGAUAAUUACUACAGUUCAAGUCCCACAGUCCAAUGAUGCAUUGCACAUCUAACUACUUAAUUUUCAUAGUCCAAGUACCACAGCCUGAUAUCCCUGACUGCCGCGGCCAGAGCAGCUUACGAUGAAAUGGUCCUGGCCGUAGAGAAGGAAGUGGCCGAGUACCCCACCAUGGCCUCCCAGACCUCAAGCAUAGGUGGGGUGCCGGGACUGUUUGCCGCACACAUGGGCCACUCCCGGACACCAUCGGGCUGUAGCGCCAUCUCGUUCACCAGUUCCAUCCUGUCGGAGCCGAUCUCUGAGAAUUUUCCUCAUGCAGAACCGGAGGUUGACAGUAAAGUAAGUUUUGUUUUUUGUUCAUGUAGACUAGUUGUUAAAAUGUAGUUGAGAAAUGCAGCGUAGUAGUUUUGGUGUACAUUAUUAUAAACGUGGAAGGCUGUGGAUGAAAUCAGUUGAUGCAUAAGCAUUAGCUGUUUUGAAUUUUAAAAUUUUGCUCUUAGCAUGUAUAACUUCCUGGCUUCUGUCCCAUAAAUUCUUUUCUAUUGUCCUGUGCCAGGAACUUUCUAUAAUGAAAAAUACAUACUUCUAUCUGAACUAGCAUUAUCUUCUUGUCUUAAAACAUGAUGAGUUCAAUUCCUAUGAGAAAUUUAUCCAACCCCACUCUACUCGCUUUGAUUAAAAAAUUGUUCACAAGCUUGACUUAACCGGAGCGUUCGUUAUCUGAGGUUCCACCAUCUUGCAUGCCUUCAGUUUUUUUCCUUCUGUUUUUAGCCCCUCUUAAGGGUAAUAUGUAAUACCGCUGUGAUGUUGCAGGAACACAAAAAUGAAUUUUUCACCUCAUUUAGUGGUCUACCUUGACUAACUUCUGCCCAAGUCAAACUCCUGAAUCUAACCCUACCACAUAUCUAUUUUAUGAUUGUAAUAAACAUUAUGAAAAGUGCCACACAGGACAGUCACUGGGGACACCACCAGACACCCCCCCCCCCAACCUCCCAAGUACUCCGCUGCAUUAAAUGUAUUUAUAUCAACUCACAGAUGUCCAUUUGUCUUAAUUUUUAUUUUUUCUUAUCACAGGGUUAUGAGAUUGUCAGAGAUGCUGCUGGUAAUGUGGUUCACCCAUCAGGAGGGGGAUCAAGAUUGGGAGGAGCUGGCAGUGUUCAUCUAUCUGGAGGAGGGCCGACGUUAAAAGCGGGAGGAGCUGGCAAUGAUUUUGAUGAUGGAAAUGAGGCAGACAUUGAAGAUUUCGGAGAGACAAGGAGGAAGAAGAGAGGGGGAAGAAACCUGAACUCUGUCCGAUUCGGGGACAUGGGAGGUGUCGAGAGUGACGUGGAUGGAGGUGCUCUGGGCAAAGAGGACCUUGACAGGCACAGGAUUGAGGGUCAGGAAAAUGGUGGCGUUGACAGUAAUGACAGCGCGGGUCAGCUGAGUAGAAAUGUCAGCGAAUCCACCCUCACCAACGAAGAUCUUGGGAACAGACGAGGGAAACACAAGCUGGGGGAUUCUUUUGAUGAGGUGGGGCAGUUUGAGGAGGAGAGCGAUGACGGAGAGCAGGGCAGCAAGUGGUCAUCUGUGGGCCACAUCGACUCGAUCCACAGCGACACCUACAACCUGGGCCACGAGAUCCUCUCACAACAUACAGUGCUUCCCCAGGACCAGAGGUCAAGGGGUCAAGGUCAGUCGGUCAGACUAUCCCAGCUGUCUCCCUCCUCCUUGUCGGCUGUGUGCGGAAGUGAGGCCAGGCGAGUCGGAAUGGGGGCUCAUCAUGGUGAUGGUGAGGACGACGAAGACGAUGAUGAUGUUGGUGUAGAUGAUUAUGUGGAUGGUGAUGAGGAUGGUGGAAGGGAGGAUGAUGAAGUGGAGGAAGAAGCAGCCAAGCCGCAUCACAGGAUCAUCGACAAGGAAAGGAUAAAAAAUUGGCUAGAAUCUCAGACCAACAUUACCACUGAGGACUGAUUUAGACCAACAUUACCACUAAGGACUGAUUUGGAUCAACACUACGGUUGUGGACUAAUUUGGAACAUUACAAUUGAGGACUGAUUCAGACCAACAUUACUAUUGAGGACUAAUUUAAAUCAGAGAUACCAUUAAGGACUGAUAAGACCAACAUUACCACUGAGGACUGAUUUAGACCAACAUUACUACUGAUAACCAAUUGAGACUGACAUUAGACCUACUGUAAUAAUCUCAACAAGCAUGGUGAGAGGCCAUCCAUAUAGCACUUGCGCCAAAAGUCAAUCCCCCUUGUUGCAAGCAUUCUUUUUUUGGACAUUAGGUGCUUUCAGGACCCCACAACCUGAAAAAUAAAAAACCAUCAACAAUAUCAAUUUUAUUAGUCCAUUAAAAUGCCACUUUUUUCUUUAUAGUUAUGAGCGCCCUUUUCAAGCUUGACACCCGGGUGCCGGUUUUCCUUGACACGGCCCUGACCUGGUGACUUGCAACUUCCUUGCAGGAGCGCAGCAAAACGUUACACAAUUUUUAUUUCCAAUUUUAAUCCAUUUUGACAUCUACCAUGCCUGGCACAAGCAAGAAACUCAUUAGAGUAAUUACUGUUUGAAAUUAGAUGGGGCUUAGUGACCUACCUACAUGUUUCAUUAUUUCGAAGUGCACAUGUUAGAUUUUGACUUGAUGUAGGGGGGCCUGGUGAAAACCUAAAUUUGGCAAGGGUGCAGAGAUUGACAAAGUUUAGGAACCACCGGCAUAGCCGAACAAAAUACACCACACUCGUGUGACACAUACACUAAGGGCCAUACGGUGGACUAAAUAUUACUGUUACUACUGCUACAAGAGGAUAUCCAGCGAAUUUACUUGUAGUAUAAACAAAGCAAUGGAAUGAUGAUAUUUAAAAAAAAUUGUGUCAUGUUUUUAAAGCAUAGGCAUAAGAGAUAUACAUAGGCCAUUAUUAGUUAUGAACAGUCAGAAAAUCAGGAUAAUUAUUUCAGAAUUUUUAAACAUUUCAUUACAUGUCUGCCUAGACACCCC